GCUGCUGGGUGGGAGCCUUGUCGGUCCUGGACCCGUGGAGGGAGGUGAGACCCAGCAGCCCCUGCCCCACCAUCUGAGCCCCUCGCCUGGGUGCUGCCCAGUGCCCUCGGUAGAGACAGGUUCCCUCCACCUCCCCCCACAAUCAUGGAUCACUCCUUCAGUGGUGCCCCCCGCUUCCUAACUCGGCCCAAGGCCUUCAUGGUGUCGGUGGGGAAGGAUGCCACGCUGAGCUGCCAGAUCAUAGGCAACCCCACGCCACAAGUCAGCUGGGAGAAGGACCGGCAGCCAGUGAAGGCGGGCGCUCGCUUCCGCCUGGCCCAGGACGGGGACCUGUACCGCCUCACCAUCCUGGACCUGGCGCUGGGCGAUAGCGGGCAGUAUGUAUGCCGUGCGCGCAAUGCCAUCGGCGAGGCCUUCGCGGCAGUGGGCCUGCAGGUGGACGCUGAGGCAGCGUGCGCCGAACAAGCACCCCACUUCCUGCUGCGGCCCACAUCCAUCCGCGUGCGCGAGGGCGCUGAAGCCACUUUCCACUGCCGAGUGCGCGGUUCGCCACCUAUGUCGGUGAGCUGGGCCAAGGAUGGGAGGCGCCUGGGCUCGCCAGACGCCCCUCGAGUGCGCGUGGAGGCGAGCGGCGAGGAGGCCGCGCUGCGCAUCCAGGACGCGAGACCGCGCGACAGUGGCACCUACAUAGUGCACGCAGAGAACCCGCUGGGCGCAGCUAGCGCCGCGGCGGGUCUCACAGUAGACGCGGAUGCAGACGCGGCAAGCCCACCCGGGGCCUCCACAGCCAUGCUCUUGGCGCACUUGCAGCGGCGGCGCGAGGCUAUGCGCGCGGAGGGUGCCCCGGGCUCUCCUCCCAGCAUCGGCACACGCACCUGUACGGUGACUGAGGGCAAGCACGCACGCCUCAGCUGCUUCGUGACAGGAGAGCCCAAGCCUGAGAUAGCGUGGAAGAAGGAUGGGCAGCUGGUGGCCGAGGGCCGGCGACAUUUAGUGUACGAGGACGCGCAGGAGAACUUCGUGCUCAAGAUCCUCUUCUGCAAGCAGUCAGACUGCGGCCUCUAUACUUGCACUGCGUCCAACCUCGUGGGCCAGACCUACAGUUCCGUGUUGGUUGUUGUGCGAGAGCCUGCGGUGCCUUUCAAGAAGCGGUUGCAGGACCUGGAAGUGCCAGAGAAAGCGUCCGCCACGUUCCAGUGUGAGGUGCUGCUGCCGGCCACCGAGUCUGCGUGGUACAAGGAGGAGACGCGGCUGUGGGCCAGCGACAAGUAUCGCAUCGAGGAAGCAGGCACCGAACGCCGGCUGACUGUGCUCAACGUCUCUUCCGACGACGAUGCCGUGUACAUCUGUGAGACAGCGGAGGGCAGUCGCACGGUGGCUGAGCUGGCGGUGCAAGGCAACCUUCUCCGAAAGCUCCCAAGGAAGACAGCUGUGCGAGUGGGAGACACAGCCAUGUUCUGUGUGGAGCUGGCCAGGCCAGAAGGCCCCAUCCACUGGCUGCGGAACCAGAAGGAGGUGGUGGCUGGGGGCCGAGUGGCCAUCACUGCUGAAGGCACAUGCCACACGCUCAUCAUCUCCCAGUGCAGCCUGGAGGAUGUGGGUGAGGUGGCCUUUGUGGCUGGGGACUGCCGGACGUCCACCCAGUUCUGUGUGUCGGGCCCCAGAAGGCCGCCUCUGCAUGCUCCUGAGGCCCCAGUGGUGAAGGCCAGGACGGAGAGCUCUGUGACCCUUGGCUGGUCCCCACCGGCCCAUGGGGACCGCCCUGUGGCUAUCAAUGGCUACCUGGUAGAGAAGAGGCGACUGGGUGCCUACACCUGGACCCGGUGCCAUGAAGACGAGUGGGUGGCCAUGCCUGAGCUGACUGUGGCUGGUGUGGCUGAAGAGGGUGAAUUCCAGUUCCGGGUGUCAGCUGUGAACAGCUUUGGCCAGAGCCCCUACCUCGAGUUCCCAGGGACUGUACACCUGGUUCCCCAGCUGGCUGUGAAGACACCUCUGAAGGCAGUGGAGGCGGUAGAAGGCGGCGAGGUGACCUUUUCUGUGGACCUCACUGUGGCCUCAGCAGGGGAGUGGUUCCUGGAUGGGCAGGCCCUGAAGGCCAGCAAUAUGUAUGUGAUCCACUGUGAUGGCACCCGGCACACUCUCACCAUCCGCUCAGUGCCUGUCAGCCUGCACGGUGUUGAACUCAAGUUCGUGGCCAAUGGCAUUGAGAGCAGCAUCCGCAUGGAGGUCCGAGCAGCCCUUGGGCUGACAACCAAGCAUCCAGCUGUGGCAGUGGCAGCACGGGAGGUGUUGGCUCGGCUGCAUGAGGAGGCCCAGCUCCUGGCCGAGCUCUCAGACCAGGCUGCAGCCGUGACAUGGCUCAAGGAUGGACAUGCACUACCCCCAGGCCCCAAGUAUGAGGUGCAGGCAUCAGCCGGGCAGCGGGCACUGCUGGUGCGGGACGUGAAGAGAGAAGAUGCAGGCCUGUACGAGUGCAUCAGCCAUGGAGACCGCAUCGCCUACCAGUUGUUGGUGCAAGAGCCCUCUGCAGUAUUUAUCAAGGGGCAGCCAGCGCAUAAGGAGGUGCAGGCUGUGGCAGGGGCCAGCACCACACUGAGCUGCGAGGUGACCCAGGCCCAGACGGAGGUCACAUGGUACAAGAAUAAGAAGAAGCUGAGUUCGAGCUCAAAUGUGCGUGUGGAGGCCAAGGGCUGCACCCGGAGGCUGGUGGUGCAGCAGGCGGGCAAGGCAGAUGCCGGGGAGUACAGCUGCGAGGCCGGGGGCCAGAAGGUGUCCUUCCACCUGAAUGUCACAGAGCCCUCAGUGGUGUUCACCAAGGAGCAGCCAGCUCGCAGUGAAGUGCAGGCUGUGGCAGGGGCCAGUGCCAUGCUGAGCUGUGAGGUGGCCCAGGCCCAGACGGAGGUGACUUGGUACAAGGAUGGGAAGAAGCUGAGUUCAAGCUCAAAAGUGCGUGUAGAGGCCAAAGGCUGCAACCGGAGGCUGGUGGUGCAGCAGGCAGGCAAGGCAGAUGCCGGGGAAUAUAGCUGUGAGGCUGGGGGCCAGAAGGUCUCCUUCCAUCUGGAUGUCACAGAGCCCUCAGUGGUAUUUGCCAAGGAGCAGCCAGCACGCACUGAAGUGCAAGCCAUGGCCGGAGCCAGUGCCACGCUGAGCUGUGAAGUGGUCCAGGCCCAGACAGAGGUGACAUGGUACAAGGAUGGGAAGAAGCUGAGUUCGAGCUCAAAAGUGCAUGUGGAGGCCAAGGGCUGCACCCGGAGGCUGGUGGUGCAGCAGGCGGGCAAGGCAGAUGCUGGGGAGUACAGCUGUGAGGCCGGGGGCAAGAAGGUCUCUUUCCACCUGGAUGUCACAGAGCCCUCAGUGGUGUUUGCCAAGGAGCAGCCGGCACGCACUGAAGUGCAGGCUGUGGCGGGGGCCAGUGCCACGCUGAGCUGUGAGGUGGCCCAGGCCCAGACGGAGGUGACAUGGUACAAGGAUGGGAAGAAGCUGAGUUCGAGCUCAAAAGUGCGUGUGGAGGCCAAGGGCUGCACCCGGAGGCUGGUGGUGCAGCAGGCGGGCAAGGCAGAUGCCGGGGAGUACAGCUGCGAGUCUGGGGGUCAGAAGGUCUCCUUCCACCUGGAUGUCACAGAGCCCUCAGUGGUGUUUGCCAAGGAGCAGCCUUCACACAGUGAAAUGCAGGCUGUGGUGGGGGCCAGUGCUGCACUGAGCUGUGAGGUGGCCCAGGCCCAGACAGAGGUGACUUGGUACAAGGAUGGGAAGAAGCUGACUUCAAGCUCAAAAGUGCGUGUGGAGGCCAAGGACUGCACUCGGAAGCUGGUGGUACAGAAGGCGGGCAAGGCAGAUACCGGGGAGUACAGCUGCGAGGCUGGGGGCCAAAAGGUCUCCUUCUACCUGGAUGUCACAGAGCCCUCAGUGGUGUUUGCCAAGCAGCAGCUGGCCUGCAGUGAAGUGCAAGCCAUGGCAGGGGCCAGUGCCACGCUGAGCUGUGAGGUGGCCCAGGCCCAGACGGAGGUGACGUGGUACAAGGAUGGGAAGAAGCUGAGUUCGAGCUCAAAAGUGCGUGUGGAGGCCAAGGGCUGCACCCGGAGGCUGGUGGUGCAGCAGGCGGGCAAGGCAGAUGCCGGGGAGUACAGCUGCGAGUCUGGGGGCCAGAAGGUCUCCUUCCACCUGGAUGUCACAGAGCCCUCAGUGGUGUUUGCCAAGGAGCAGCCAGCACGCACUGAAGUGCAAGCCAUGGCCGGAGCCAGUGCCACACUGAGCUGUGAGGUGGCCCAGGCCCAGACAGGGGUGACAUGGUACAAGGAUGGGAAGAAGCUGAGUUCGAGCUCAAAAGUGCAUGUGGAGGCCAAGGGCUGCACCCGGAGGCUGGUGGUGCAGCAGGCGGGCAAGGCAGAUGCCGGGGAGUACAGCUGCGAGGCUGGGGACCAGAAGGUCUCCUUCCACCUGGACAUCACAGAGCCCUCAGUGGUGUUUGCCAAGGAGCAGCCAUCAAGCAGUGCAGUGCAGGCUGUGAUGGGGGCCAGUGCCACACUGAACUGUGAGGUGGCCCAGGCCCAGACGGAGGUGACGUGGUACAAGGAUGGGAAGAAGCUGAGUUCGAGCUCAAAAGUGCGUGUGGAGGCCAAGGGCUGCACCCGGAGGCUGGUGGUGCAGCAGGCGGGCAAGGCAGAUGCCGGGGAGUACAGCUGCGAGUCUGGGGGUCAGAAGGUCUCCUUCCACCUGGAUGUCACAGAGCCCUCAGUGGUGUUUGCCAAGGAGCAGCCAGCAUGCACUGAAGUGCAGGCCAUGGCGGGGGCCAGUGCCACACUCAACUGUGAGGUGGCCCAGGCCCAGACAGAGGUGACAUGGUACAAGGAUGGGAAGAAGCUGAGUUCGAGCUCAAAAGUGCGUGUGGAGGCCAAGGGCUGUACCCGGAGGCUGGUGGUACAGAAGGCGGGCAAGGCAGAUGCUGGGGAGUACAGCUGCGAGGCUGGGGAUCAGAAGGUCUCCUUCCACCUGGAUGUCACAGAGCCCUCAGUGGUGUUUGCCAAGGAGCAGAAGUCAUACAGUGAAGUGCAGGCUGUCACAGGGGCCAGUGCCACACUGAGCUGUGAGGUGGCCCAGGCCCAGACAGAGGUGACAUGGUACAAGGAUGGGAAGAAGCUGAGUUCGAGCUCAAAAGUGCGUGUGGAGGCCAAGGGCUGCACCCGGAGGCUGGUGGUGCAGCAGGCGGGCAAGGCAGAUGCCGGGGAGUACAGCUGCGAGUCUGGGGGUCAGAAGGUCUCCUUCCACCUGGAUGUCACAGAGCCCUCAGUGGUGUUCGCCAAGGAGCAGCCGGCAUGCAGUGAGGUGCAGGCUGUGAUAGGGGCCAGUGCCACACUGAACUGUGAGGUGGCCCAGGCCCAGACAGAGGUGACAUGGUACAAGGAUGGGAAGAAGCUGACUUCAAGCUCAAAAGUGCGUGUGGAGGCCAAGGGCUGUACCCGGAGGCUGGUGGUGCAGCAGGCGGGCAAGGCAGAUGCUGGGGAGUACAGCUGCGAGUCUGGGGGUCAGAAGGUCUCCUUCCACCUGGAUGUCACAGAGCCCUUGGUGGCAUUUGCCAAGGAGCAGCCAGCAUGCACUGAAGUGCAGGCUGUGACGGGGGCCAGUGCCACGCUGACCUGUGAUGUGGCCCAGGCCCAGACAGAGGUUACAUGGUACAAGGAUGGGAAGAAGCUGACUUCAAGCUCAAAAGUGCGUGUAGAGGCCAAGGGCUGCACCCGGAGGCUGGUGGUGCAUCAGGCGGGCAAGGCAGAUGCCGGGGAGUACAGCUGUGAGGCUGGGGGUCAGAAGGUCUCCUUCCACCUGGAUGUCACAGAGCCCAUGGCGGUGUUUGCCAAGGAGCAGCCGGCAUGCAGUGAAGUGCAGGCCAUGGCAGGGGCCAGUGCCACUCUGAGCUGUGAGGUGGCCCAGGCCCAGACAGAGGUGACAUGGUACAAGGAUGGGAAGAAGCUAACUUCGAGCUCAAAAGUGCAUGUGGAGGCCAAGGGCUGCACCCGGAGGCUGAUGGUGCAUCAGGCGGGCAAGGCAGAUGCUGGGGAAUAUACCUGCAAAGCUGGGGGCCAGAAGGUCUCCUUCCACCUGGAUGUCACAGAGCCUAUGGUGGUGUUUGCCAAGGAGCAGUUAAUGUGCAGGGAGGUACAGGCCAAGGCAGGAGCCAGCACCACACUGAGCUGCGAGGUGGCCCAGGCCCAGACGGAGGUGACAUGGUACAAGGACGGGAAGAAGUUGAGUGCAAGCUCGAAGGUGCACGUGGAGGCCAAGGGCUGCACCCGGAGGCUGGUGGUGCAGCAGGUGGGCAAGGCAGAUGCUGGGGAGUACAGCUGCGAAGCCGGUGGCCAGAAGGUCUCUUUCCACCUAGAUGUCACAGAGCCUGAGCUUGAGCUCGCAGCCCUGGAAAGGCCAAGACGUAGGGAACCUCUGGUGGUCAAGGAACAUGAGGACAUCGUCCUGACAGCCACACUGGCCACACCCUCUGUGGCUGCGGUGACAUGGCUCAAGGAUGGCGUGGAGAUUCGCCGCAGCAAGCGGCAUGAGAUGGCCAGCCUGGGGGAAACCCACACCUUGACUGUGCAUGGUGCGCAGACCCUGGACAGUGCAGUCUACAGCUGCCGCGUUGGCGCCGAGGGGCAGGACUUUCCGGUGCAGGUGGAAGAGGUGGCUGCCAAGUUCUGUCGUCCUUUGGAGUCUAUGAGCGGGGAGCUAGGCGGCACGGUGACGCUGACCUGCGAGCUGAGCCCUGCUCAGGCCGAAGCGGUGUGGCGCUGCGGGAACACGCAACUCCGGGCUGGCAAACGUUUCCAGAUGGCGGCUGCGGGACUUCAGCGCUCUCUCACUGUGACCGGCCUGCGAGCGGAGGAUGCUGGGGAGUACGUGUGCCAGAGUCGCGACGACCGCACCAGCGCCACACUCACCGUUAGAGUGCCUCGCAUGGUCAAGUUCACGUCCCCGCUGAGCGCAGUGGUUGCAGAGGAGGGCUGCGAGGCUAACUUCCAGUGCGUGGUGACCCCCAGUGAUGUGGCAGUCACGUGGUUCCGGGAUGGCCUUCAGCUACAGCUCAGCGAGAAGUUUCUCAUAUCGCAGAGGGGUGCCAGCCACAGCCUGACCAUCUUGAGCCUGGCCUUGGAGGACUCCGGCCAGAUCACCGCGGAGGCUGAGGGUGUCAAGUCUACAGCUGCGCUCAGGGUCCGAGAGGCUCCAGUGCUGUUCAAAAAGAAGCUUGAGCCACAGACCGUGGAGGAGCGGAGCUCGGUGACCAUGGCAGUAGAGCUGACACGGCAGUGGCCAGAGGUCAAGUGGACACGCAAUGCUGCGGCCCUGGUACCUGGCGAGAAUGUGGAGAUCCACGCAGAGGGCGAGAGUCACCGCUUGGUUCUCCACAAUGUGGGUUUUGCUGACCGUGGUUUCUAUGGCUGUGAGACACCAGAUGACAAGACACAGGCCAAACUGACAGUGGAAAUGCGCCAGGUCCGGCUUGUGCGGGGCUUGCAAGCAGUGGAGGCACAGGAGCAGGGUGUCGCCACAAUGGAAGUAGAACUGUCUCAUGCCGAUGUGGAGGGCAGCUGGACUCGAGACGGUCUUCGACUCCAGCCAGGACCCACGUGCCAGCUGGCAGUGCAUGGCCCCACCCAUAGCCUCACACUGUCACAGCUGCAGCGGCAGGAUGGAGGCCUUGUCACCUUCAGGGCAGAGGGCGUGCACACAUCAGCGCAACUGGUGGUCACUGAGCUGCCUGUGAAGUUCACCCGUCCUCUGCAGGAUGUGGUGGCUACAGAAAAGGACAAAGUCGUCCUGGACUGUGAGCUCUCACGCCCCAAUGUGGAUGUGCGCUGGUUGAAGGAUGGUGUGGAGCUGCGGCUGAGCAAGACGGUGGGCAUGGUGGCCCAAGGAUCUUGCAGGAGUCUCAUCAUUUACCGGUGUGAACUUGGGGACCAGGGUGUAUAUAUGUGUGAUGCCCAUGAUGCUCAGACCUCAGCCUCUCUGAAGGUGCAAGGCCGAAAUAUCCAGAUCGUGAGGCCCCUGGAAGACGUGGAAGUGAUGGAGAAGGAGGGUGCCACCUUCUCCUGUGAGGUCUCCCAUGAUGAGGUGCCUGCCCACUGGUUCCGGGAGGGCAUUAAGCUUCGACCCACUGAUAAUGUGCGCAUCCGCCAGGAAGGAAGGACAUACACUCUCAUCUAUCGGAGGGUCCUGGUGGGUGAUGCAGGGGAAAUCAAAUUUGUAGCUGAAAAUGCAGAAUCACGAGCCCAGCUUCGAGUCAAAGAGCUGCCCGUGGCCAUCCUACGCCCACUGAGGGAUAAGAUCGCAAUGGAGAAGCACCGAGGUGUGCUCGAGUGCCAGAUGUCGAGGGCCAGCGCCCAGGUGCGGUGGUUCAAGGGCAGUGUGGAACUGCAGCCGGGAGCCAAAUAUGAGAUGAUCAGUGAUGGCCUUUACCGCAAGCUAGUCAUCAAUGCUGUCCAGCCUGAGGAUGAGGACACGUAUACCUGUGAUGCUGGCGAUGUUAAGACCAGUGCCCAGUUCUUUGUGGAAGAGCAAUCCAUCACUAUCGUGCGGGGCCUGCAGGAUGUGACGGUGAUGGAGCCUGCCCCUGCCUGGUUCGAGUGUGAGCUCUCCAUCCCCUCAGUGCGGCCUCCUAAGUGGCUCCUGGGGAAGACGGUUCUGCAGGCAGGGGCUGAUGUGGGAAUAGAGCAGGAGGGCACAGUGCACCGACUGACUCUGCGGCGGACCUUCUCCACCAUGACGGGGCCAGUGCACUUCACCAUUGGCAAAUCACGCUCCACGGCCUCCCUGGUUGUCUCAGACAUUCCCAUGGUGCUCACGCGGCCACUGGAGCCCAAGGUGGGACGUGAGCUGCAGUCGGUAGUUCUGUCUUGUGACUUCAAGCCGCCCCCCAAGGCAGUGCAGUGGUACAAGGAGGAGACACCCUUGGCGCCAUCUGGCAAGUUCAAGAUGAGGCUGGAGGGUCACAUGGCAGAGCUGCGAGUCCUGAGGCUCACACCCGCAGAUGCUGGUGUUUACCGGUGCCAGGCUGGCAGCGCCCAGAGCAGCGCUGAGGUCACCGUGGAAGUGCGGGAGGUGAUGGUGACACAGCCACUGCAAGAUUUGGAGGUCACAGAGGAGGGCUCUGCCUGCUUCUCCUGCGAGCUUUCCCACGAGGAUGAGGAGGUGGAAUGGUCACUCAAUGGGACGCCACUGUAUAACGACAGCUUCCAUGAGAUUACCCACGAGGGCCGCCGCCACACGCUGGUGCUGAAGCGGGUCCGGCAGGCUGAUAGGGGCACUGUGUGUGCCUCCUCCCCUAAGGUUACAGCCUCAGCCCACCUGGAGGUCAAAGGGAAGCCGGUGGUGUUCCUGAAGGCGCUGGAUGAUAUGUCUGUGGAGGAGCGGGGCACACUGGCCUUGCAGUGUGAGGUCUCUGACCACCAGGCCCAUGUGGUGUGGCGAAAGGAUGGUGUGGAGCUGGGCCCCAGUGACAAGUAUGACUUCCUGCAUACAGCGGGCACUCGGGGACUUGUGGUGCAUGACCUGAGCCGGGACGAUGCUGGCCUGUACACCUGCGACGUGGGCACUGAUGAGACCCAUGCCCGUGUCAGCGUGCACGAUCUGCAUGUGGGCAUCACCAAAAGGCUGAAGACAGUGGAGGUGCUGGUGGGUGAGAGCUGCAGCUUCGAAUGUGUCCUGUCCCACGAGAACACUGGCGAUGUGGCUGUGUGGACAGUUGGUGGGAAAACGGUGGCUGGCUCUGACCGUUUCCAGGCCACUCGCCAGGGCCGCAAGUACACUCUGGUUGUCCGAGACGCUGUGCCAAGUGACGCUGGGGAGGUGGUCUUCUCUGUGCGGGACCUUACCUCCAAGGCCUCGCUCAUCGUCAGAGAGAGGCUGGUAGACAUCGUGAAGCCACUGGAAGACCAGCAGGCCAUGCUGGGUGAGGAUGUGGUGCUGAGGUGUGAGCUUUCCCGGGAGGGAAUCCCAGUGCACUGGCUGAAGGAUGGGAAGGCCAUUCGCAAGAGUAAGAAGUAUGAGGUGCUCACUGAAGGCACCUGGGCCAUGCUAGUUGUCCAUGCAGCCUCUCUCAAAGAUUGUGGCGAGUACACGUGUGAGACAGAGUCUUCCAAAAGCACAGCCAGCCUCCACUUGGAAGAAAAGCCAAAUCGAUUCACAGAGGAGCUGGCUGACCUGCAGGUGGAGGAGAAGGGCACAGCUGUGUUUGCCUGCAAGACGGAGCGCCCUGCUGCCUCAGUGACCUGGUGCAAGGGCCUCACAGAGCUGCGAGCUUCAGGGAAGCACAUUCCCAGCCAGGAGGGCCUGACCUUGAGGCUCACCAUCAGUGCCCUGGAGAAGGCAGACAGUGACACCUACACCUGUAACAUUGGCCAGGCCCAGUCCCAGGCCCGGCUUCUGGUACAAGGCCAGAAAGUGUUCAUUAUGGAGGACCUGGAGGACGCGGAGGUGCAAGAGGGCUCCUCGGCUACCUUCUGCUGCCGCAUCUCCCCUGCCGACUAUAAGCCCGUCCACUGGUUCUUGGACAAAACCCCCCUGUAUGCCAACGAACUCAAUGAAAUUGAGGCCCAGCCUGGUGGCUACCAUGUACUGACCCUGCGGCAGCUGGCACUCAAGGAUUCAGGCACUGUCCACUUUGAGGCAGGCGACCAGCGGGCCUCGGCUGCCUUGAGGGUCACAGAGAAGCCAAGUGUUUUCUCCCAGGAGCUUACAGAUGUCACAGUCACAGAGGGGGAGGAUCUGACCCUGGUCUGUGAGACUGCUGCCUUAGACAACCCUGUGUGCUGGACCAAGGACGGGAAGGCCCUGCGGCCAUCGGCCCGGUGCCGGCAGACCUAUGAGGGCCGCCGGGCCCAGUUGGUCAUCACUGACACCACCCUGCAGGACAGUGGGCGCUACAAAUGUGAGACUGGGGGCGCCUGGAGCAGCUCCAUUGUCAGGGUCCAUGCUCGGCCAGUGUGGUUCCGAGAGGGGCUGAAGGACAUGGAGGUACUGGAGGGUGGAGCUGCCACACUGCGCUGCAUGCUGUCAUCAGUGGCCAUGCCUGUGGAGUGGCGUUGUGGAGAUGAGGUUCUGAAGCCUGGGGGCAAGUACAGUCUGAGACAGGAAGGUACCAUGCUGGAGCUGGUGGUCCGAGACCUGCGGCCUCAGGACACUGGGCAGUACUGUUGUUGCUUUGGGGACCAGAUGACAUCAGCCAAACUCACCGUGAAGGCCCUGCCUGCUGAGUUCAUAGGAAGACUGAGAAGCAAGGAGGCCAAAGAAGGGGUCACAGCCACGCUGCGCUGUGAGCUGAGUAAAGAGGCCCCAGUGGAGUGGAAGAAGGGGCCUGAGACCCUCAGAGCUGGUGGCAGAGUGAGUCUGAAGCAGGAAGGAGCUGUGUGUGAACUGGAGAUUCAGGACCUGACCGUGGCAGAUGCCGGGGAGUACUCAUGCGUGUGUGGGCAGGAGAGAACCUCGGCCACACUCACCGUCAUGGCCCUGCCUGCUGAGUUCAUAAGAAGACUGAGAAGCAAGGAGUUCAUGGAAGGGACCACAGCCACGCUGCACUGUGAGCUGAGCAAGGAGGCCCCCGUGGAGUGGAGGAAGGGACCCGAGACCCUGAGAGCUGGGGACAGAGUGAGCCUGAGGCAGGAUGGAGUCAUGUGUGAGCUGGAGAUCCGUGGCCUGAUGGUGGCAGAUGCUGGAGAGUACUCAUGCGUAUGUGGGCAGGAGAGAACAUCGGCCACACUGACCGUCCAGGCCCUACCCACCAAGUUCACAAAGGGUCUGAGGAAGGAAGAGGCCACAGAGGGGGCCUCAGCCACGCUGCACUGUGAGCUGAGCAAGGCGGCCCCCGUGGAGUGGAGGAAAGGUUCUGAGGCCCUGAGAGCUGGGGACAGAGUGAGCCUGAGGCAGGAUGGAGCCACGUGUGAGCUGGAGAUCCGUGGCCUGACCGUGGCGGACGCUGGAGAGUACUCGUGCGUGUGUGGGCAGGAGAGAACAUCGGCCACACUCACCGUCAGGGCCCUGCCCGCCAAGUUCACAAAGGGUCUGAGGAAGGAAGAGGCCGCAGAGGGGGCCUCAGCCACGCUGCACUGUGAGCUGAGCAAGGCGGCCCCCGUGGAGUGGAGGAAAGGUUCUGAGGCCCUGAGAGCUGGGGACAGAGUGAGCCUGAGGCAGGAUGGAGCCACGUGUGAGCUGGAGAUCCGUGGCCUGACCGUGGCGGACGCUGGAGAGUACUCGUGCGUGUGUGGGCAGGAGAGAACAUCGGCCACACUCACCGUCAGGGCCCUGCCUGCCAAGUUCACAAAGGGUCUGAGGAAGGAAGAGGCCACAGAGGGGGCCUCAGCCACGCUGCACUGUGAGCUGAGCAAGGCGGCCCCCGUGGAGUGGAGGAAAGGUUCUGAGGCCCUGAGAGCUGGGGACAGAGUGAGCCUGAGGCAGGAUGGAGCCACGUGUGAGCUGGAGAUCCGUGGCCUGACCGUGGCGGACGCUGGAGAGUACUCGUGCGUGUGUGGGCAGGAGAGAACAUCGGCCACACUCACCGUCAGGGCCCUGCCCGCCAAGUUCACAAAGGGUCUGAGGAAGGAAGAGGCCGCAGAGGGGGCCUCAGCCACGCUGCACUGUGAGCUGAGCAAGGCGGCCCCCGUGGAGUGGAGGAAAGGUUCUGAGGCCCUGAGAGCUGGGGACAGAGUGAGCCUGAGGCAGGAUGGAGCCACGUGUGAGCUGGAGAUCCGUGGCCUGACCGUGGCGGACGCUGGAGAGUACUCGUGCGUGUGUGGGCAGGAGAGAACAUCGGCCACACUCACCGUCAGGGCCCUGCCUGCCAAGUUCACAAAGGGUCUGAGGAAGGAAGAGGCCACAGAGGGGGCCUCAGCCACGCUGCACUGUGAGCUGAGCAAGGCGGCCCCCGUGGAGUGGAGGAAAGGUUCUGAGGCCCUGAGAGCUGGGGACAGAGUGAGCCUGAGGCAGGAUGGAGCCACGUGUGAGCUGGAGAUCCGUGGCCUGACCGUGGCGGACGCUGGAGAGUACUCGUGCGUGUGUGGGCAGGAGAGAACAUCGGCCACACUCACCGUCAGGGCCCUGCCCGCCAAGUUCACAAAGGGUCUGAGGAAGGAAGAGGCCGCAGAGGGGGCCUCAGCCACGCUGCACUGUGAGCUGAGCAAGGCGGCCCCCGUGGAGUGGAGGAAAGGUUCUGAGGCCCUGAGAGCUGGGGACAGAGUGAGCCUGAGGCAGGAUGGAGCCACGUGUGAGCUGGAGAUCCGUGGCCUGACCGUGGCGGACGCUGGAGAGUACUCGUGCGUGUGUGGGCAGGAGAGAACAUCGGCCACACUCACCGUCAGGGCCCUGCCCGCCAAGUUCACAAAGGGUCUGAGGAAGGAAGAGGCCGCAGAGGGGGCCUCAGCCACGCUGCACUGUGAGCUGAGCAAGGCGGCCCCCGUGGAGUGGAGGAAAGGUUCUGAGGCCCUGAGAGCUGGGGACAGAGUGAGCCUGAGGCAGGAUGGAGCCACGUGUGAGCUGGAGAUCCGUGGCCUGACCGUGGCGGACGCUGGAGAGUACUCGUGCGUGUGUGGGCAGGAGAGAACAUCGGCCACACUCACCGUCAGGGCCCUGCCCGCCAAGUUCACAAAGGGUCUGAGGAAGGAAGAGGCCGCAGAGGGGGCCUCAGCCACGCUGCACUGUGAGCUGAGCAAGGCGGCCCCCGUGGAGUGGAGGAAAGGUUCUGAGGCCCUGAGAGCUGGGGACAGAGUGAGCCUGAGGCAGGAUGGAGCCACGUGUGAGCUGGAGAUCCGUGGCCUGACCGUGGCGGACGCUGGAGAGUACUCGUGCGUGUGUGGGCAGGAGAGAACAUCGGCCACACUCACCGUCAGGGCCCUGCCCGCCAAGUUCACAAAGGGUCUGAGGAAGGAAGAGGCCACAGAGGGGGCCUCAGCCACGCUGCACUGUGAGCUGAGCAAGGCGGCCCCCGUGGAGUGGAGGAAAGGUUCUGAGGCCCUGAGAGCUGGGGACAGAGUGAGCCUGAGGCAGGAUGGAGCCACGUGUGAGCUGGAGAUCCGUGGCCUGACCGUGGCGGACGCUGGAGAGUACUCGUGCGUGUGUGGGCAGGAGAGAACAUCGGCCACACUCACCGUCAGGGCCCUGCCCGCCAAGUUCACAAAGGGUCUGAGGAAGGAAGAGGCCGCAGAGGGGGCCUCAGCCACGCUGCACUGUGAGCUGAGCAAGGCGGCCCCCGUGGAGUGGAGGAAAGGUUCUGAGGCCCUGAGAGCUGGGGACAGAGUGAGCCUGAGGCAGGAUGGAGCCACGUGUGAGCUGGAGAUCCGUGGCCUGACCGUGGCGGACGCUGGAGAGUACUCGUGCGUGUGUGGGCAGGAGAGAACAUCGGCCACACUCACCGUCAGGGCCCUGCCUGCCAAGUUCACAAAGGGUCUGAGGAAGGAAGAGGCCACAGAGGGGGCCUCAGCCACGCUGCACUGUGAGCUGAGCAAGGCGGCCCCCGUGGAGUGGAGGAAAGGUUCUGAGGCCCUGAGAGCUGGGGACAGAGUGAGCCUGAGGCAGGAUGGAGCCACGUGUGAGCUGGAGAUCCGUGGCCUGACCGUGGCGGACGCUGGAGAGUACUCGUGCGUGUGUGGGCAGGAGAGAACCUCGGCCACACUCACCGUCACGGCCCUGCCUGCUGAGUUCAUAAGAAGACUGAGAAGCAAGGAGUUCAUGGAAGGGACCACAGCCACGCUGCACUGUGAGCUGAGCAAGGAGGCCCCCGUGGAGUGGAGGAAGGGACCCGAGACCCUGAGAACUGGGGACAGAGUGAGCCUGAGGCAGGAUGGAGUCAUGUGUGAGCUGGAGAUCCGUGGCCUGAUGGUGGCAGAUGCUGGAGAGUACUCAUGCGUAUGUGGGCAGGAGAGAACAUCGGCCACACUGACCGUCCAGGCCCUGCCCUCCAAGUUCACAAAGGGUCUGAGGAUGGAAGAGGCCAUGGAAGGUGCUAUGGCCACACUGCACUGUGAACUGAGCAAGGCAUCCCCUGUGGAAUGGAGAAAGGGGCCUGAGAUCCUCAGACCUGGGGACAGAGUGAGCCUGAGGCAGGAUGGAGUUGUGUGCGAGCUGGAGAUCUGUGACUUGACUGUGGCGGACACUGGCGAGUACUCGUGUGUGUGCGGGCAGGAGAAGACCUCGGCCAUGCUGACUGUCAAGGCCCCAGAGGUGUUCAGGAAGCCACUGCAGAGCCUGCAGGCUGAGGAGGGCAACUCAGCCAGCCUGAGAUGUGAGCUGUCUGAGCCCAGCUCCACUGUGGUUUGGAGUAAGGGUGGCCUGGAGCUGCAGGCUGACAGACGCCGGGAGCCACAGCAGCGGGGCCACAUUGCAGAGCUGGUGCUUCGAGAUUUGCGCCGGGAGGAUUCUGGAGAAUAUACUUGCACCUGCGGCUCCCAGGCCACCAGUGCAACCCUCACUGUCACAGCUGCACCCGUGAGGUUCCUUCAGGAGCUGCAGGCCCAGGAGGUAGAUGAGGGUGCAACGGCACACCUGCGCUGUGAGCUGAGCCGGGCAGGUGCCAGUGUGGAGUGGCGCAAGGGCUCCCUGCAGCUCUUCCCCUGUGCCAAGUACCAGAUGGUUCUGGAGGGCACAACUGCCGAGUUGCUGGUACACGGAGCUGAGCAGGAGGACGCUGGUCACUACACCUGUGACACAGGUCAUAUGCAGAGCACUGCCAGCCUCUCUGUCCGCGCCCUCCAGCCUGUGUUUAAGACAGAGCUGCAGAAUGCAGAGCAGGAGGCAGGUGGUGUAGCCCGGCUGUGCUGCCAGCUGAACAACUCAGAGCUUGGGGCCCCUGUGCUGUGGCUCAAAGAGGGUGUGGAACUGCAAGUGAGUUCCAAGUAUGAGAUGAGGCGCAAGGGGGCCACCUGCGAGCUGCUGAUCCAUGGGCUCGAGGCCAAGGACACGGGGGAGUAUACCUGCAUGGUGGGCAGCCAGAAAACCUUGGCUUCCCUCAAAGUCAAAGAGCCUGAAGUGACCAUUGUGAGGGGCCUGGUUGACAUUGAGGUGCAGGCUGAUGAGGAAGCAGAGUUCAGCUGUGAGGUGUCGCGGGCCGGGGCCAUGGAUGUGGAGUGGCGCCUCCAGGGCUUGCCACUGCAGACCAAUGAGGUGACAGAGGUGGCCGUGCAGGGUGGCUGCAUCCAUACACUGAAGCUGAAGAGUGUGACUCCCGAGGAUGCAGGCACUGUCUCCUUCCAUGUGGGCCUCCACACAUCCACUGCCCAGCUCACUGUCCGAGCCCCUGAGGUGACCAUCCUGGAGCCCCUGAAGGACGUGCAUCUCAGCGAGGGCCAGGAUGCCCACUUCCGUUGCCGGCUGUCCCGGGCCUUGGGCCAGGAGGCCCACUGGGCCCUGGGAGGAGUGCCCCUUCAGGCCAAUGAGAUGAACGACAUCACGGUGGAGCAUGGCACACUCCACUUGCUCACCCUGCACAAGGUGACCCUUGAGGAUGCUGGAACCAUCAGUUUCCAAGUGGGCUCAUGUCGCUCAGAGGCCCAGCUGAAGGUCACAGCCAAGAACUCUGUGGUGAGGGGCCUGGAGAACGUGGAGGCACCUGAGGGUGGUGAGGCGCUGUUUGAGUGCUUGUUGUCCCGGCCAGAGGUGGCCGCCCACACCUGGCUGCUGGAUGAUGAACCGGUUCACACCUCUGAGAAUGCCGAGGUGGUCUACUUCGAGAAUGGCUUGCGACACCUGCUGCUGCUCAAGAACCUGCGGCCCCAGGAUAGCUGUCGAGUGACCUUCCUGGCAGGGGACAUGGUGACAUCUGCGUUCCUCACAGUGAGAGGCUGGCGCUUGGAGGUCCUGGAGGCCCCCCAGGACGUGGCCGUGCGAGCUGGUGGGCAGGCCAGCUUCAGUUGCGUGCUCAGCGAGGCAGUUCCUGUGGGCGAGGCGACCUGGUACAUCAAUGGAGCUGUAGUGCAGCCAGACGACAGGGACUGGACGGUCACCGCUGACGGCAGCCAGCAUGCCCUGCUGCUGCACCAGGCCCAGCCACACCAUGCUGGUGAGGUCACCUUUGCUGCCCGUGAUGCUGUGGCCUCCGCACGGCUCACUGUGCUGGGCCUCCCUGACCCCCCUGAGGACGCAGAGGUGGUGGGGCGCAGCAGUAGCUCCGUGACAUUGUCUUGGGUGGCUCCUGCGAGCGAUGGAGGAGGCGGUCUUUGUGGCUAUAGGGUGGAGAUGAAGUCAGCGGCCACAGGAGAGUGGCAGCUGUGCCAUGAGCUGGUGCCAGGGCCUGAGUGUGUGGUGGAUGGUCUGGCCCCCGGGGAGACCUACCGCUUCCGUGUGGCUGCAGUGAGCCCAGCAGGCUCUGGGGAGCCUGUGUACCUGCCCCAGACAGUGAGGCUUGCAGAGCCCCUGGAACCCAUGACUGUGCCCCCUGCCCCCGAGAGCCGGCAGGUGGCAGCUGGGGAGGAUUUGUGUCUGGAGUGUGAGGUGGCUGAGGCUGGUGAGGUUGUCUGGCUGAAGGGAACAGAGCGCAUCCAGCCCAGCGGGCGUGUCCAGAUUCUCUGCCAGGGGCAGCGGCAGAUGCUGUUGAUCCGGGGCUUCUCACCAGAGGACCAGGGCGAGUACCGCUGCAGCCCUGCCCGGGACUCGGCCUCUAUGGCAGCAACUUCCUUCCAGGUGGUGCUGACCCCAGGAUCUGGGGAUGAGGUCCCCACACAGCCCAGCCUGCCCCCUGAGGCAGCUCAGGAAGGUGACCUGCACCUGCUGUGGGAGGCCCUAGCCCGGAAGCGCCGUAUGAGCCGUGAGCCUACGCUGGACUCCAUCAGCGAGCUGCCUGAGGAGGAUGGACGCCCUCAGUGCCUGCAGCAGGAGGUGGAGGAGGUGGCUCCUGACCUCUCUGAGGACUAUUCCACGGCUGACGAACUGGCACGCACUGGAGAGGCUGACCUCUCACACACCAGUUCUGAUGAUGAGUCCCGUGCAGGCACUCCUUCCUUGGUUACCUACCUCAAGAAGGCUGGGCGGCCCAGUGCCUCACCACUGACCAGCAAGGUUGGCGUCCCAGCAGCACCCUCUGGGAAGCCACAGAAACAGCAGGAGAAGCCAGCUGCAGUGCACCCACCACCAGGAGCCUUGAGCAUUGGAGACCUGAGUGACCCAUCCAUGGACAAGGCAGCAGUGAAGAUCCAGGCUGCCUUCAAGGGUUAUAAGGUCCGGAAGGAGAUGCAGCAGCAGGAGGGGCCUCUGUUCUGCCGCACAUUUGGGGACACUGUAGCACAGGUGGGAGAUGUCUUGCAUCUGGAGUGUGUAGUAUCCAGCAAGACAGAUGUGCGUGCCCACUGGCUAAAAGACGGUGUGGAGCUGACUGAUGGCCGGCACCAUCACAUUGACCAGCUUGGGGAUGGCACCUGCUCUCUGCUGGUCACUAGCUUGGGCCAGGCCGAUGCUGGCCGCUAUACCUGUCAGGUGAGCAACAAGUUUGGCCAUGUGGCCCACAGUGCCUGUGUGGUGGUCAGUGGGACAGAAAGUGAGACUGAGAGUUCUUCUGGUGGUGAACUGGAUGACACUUUCCGCCGGGCAGCCCGGAGGCUGCACCGCCUCUUCCGCACCAAGGGCCCAGCAGAGGUUUCAGAUGAGGAGAUCUUCUUCAGUGCUGAUGAGGGCAAGGAAGAGCCUGAGGAGCCUGGGGACUGGCAGACAUACCAUGAAGAUGAGCACUUUGUCUGCAUCCGCUUCGAGACACUUGUCGAGGCCCGCCGUGCAGUCACCUGCUUCCGGGAGAUGUUUGGCACCAUGGGCAUUGGAGUGGACAUCAGCCUGUCAGAGCAGGGGCCGCGUGGGGUGGAGAUGCGCAUUGGCAAGGUGGCCCCCACCUCCGUAGCACCUCCAGAGCCAGUGCUGACCACAGAGGCUGAUGAGUCUGCAAGCUGCCUGGAUCAGGAGUGGGAUGAGAGGAGGAUCGAAGCCAGUGGCAGUGACCAAGCCCCGGUGUUCCUGACUGAGCUUCAGAAUCAGGAGGUGCUGGAUGGGUACCCUGUGAGCUUUGACUGUGUGGUGACAGGCCAGCCUGUGCCCAGUGUGCGCUGGUUCAAGGAUGGGAGGGUGUUGGAGGAAGAUGACCACUAUAUGAUCAGUGAGGACCAGCAGGGCGGCCAUCAGCUCAUCAUCACAGCUGUGGUGCCGGCAGACAUGGGUGUCUACCGCUGCCUGGCUGAGAACAGCGUGGGUGUGUCCUCCACCAAAGCGGAGCUCCGUGUGGACUUGACCAGCACUGACUAUGAAACUGCUGCAGAUGCUACGGAGACGUCAUCCUAUUUCAGCGCCCAGGGCUACCUGUCCAGCCGGGAGCAGGAGGGCACUGAGUCUACCUCAGAGGAGGGGCAGCUGCCCCAGGUGGUGCAGGAGUUGAAAGACCUCCAGGUGGCCCCUGGCACGAGCCUGGCCAAGUUCCAGGUCAAGGUGAAAGGCUACCCCACACCCCGACUGUACUGGUUCAAAGAUGGGCAGCCCCUGACUGCAUCUGAACAUAUCCGCAUGGCCGACAGGAAGACACUGCACACCCUAGAGAUUGUCUCAGUCACUAGCAAGGAUGCUGGCCAGUACUCGGCCUACAUCAGCAACACUGUGGGUGCUGCUUAUUCAUCUGCUCGGCUGCUGGUCCGAGACCCUGGCAAGCCAGAAGAGAAGCCAACAUCAGAUAUACACCAACAGCUGGUGCCACCCCGAUUCCUGGAGAAGUUCACCUUCAAGAAGGUGAAGAAGGGCUCCAGUAUCACCUUCUCAGUGAAGGUUGAAGGAAACCCACCUCCAGAUGUGCAUUGGCUGCGAGAAGAGGCCGAGCAGGGUGUGCUGUGGAUCGACCGCCACACUCCGGGUUACACAGUGGCCAGCUCUGCCCAGCAGCACAGCCUGGUCCUGCUGGAUGUGGGCCGACAGCACCAGGGCACCUAUACCUGCAUCGCCACCAACGCUGCUGGCCAGGCCCUCUGUUCUGCAGGCCUGCAUGUCUCUGGCUUACCUAAGGAGGUGGGGACAGCAGAGGAGCAGGCCGGGGUUAAGGAGGCCCUCAUCUCCACCUUCCUGCAUGGGACCCAAGCUGUUUCCACCCAGAUGUCGGAACCUGCAGGUUUCACCGAGCUUGCUGGGCAGAGGAAAGGAGAACCCUCAGCGGCAGAGGCCCGUAGCCACCUGUCAUUGGCUGAAGUGGGAACAGAGGAGUUCCUGAAGAAGCUCACUUCUCAGAUCACAGAGAUGGUGUCAGCCAAGAUCACUCAGGCCAAGCUGCAGGUUCCUGGAGCUGACAGUGAUGAGGAGUCCAAGACGCCGUCUGCAUCCCCCCGGCAUGGCCGCUCACGCCCCUCCUCCAGCGUCCAGGAGUCGUCCUCAGAGUCAGAGGAUGGAGACUCCCGGGGCGAGAUCUUUGACAUCUAUGUGGUCACAGCUGACUACCUGCCCCUGGGGGCUGAGCAGGAUGCCAUCUUGCUGCGGGAAGGCCAGUAUGUGGAGGUGCUGGACUCGGCCCACCCACUGCGUUGGCUCGUGCGUACCAAACCCACCAAGUCCAGCCCCUCCCGGCAAGGCUGGGUGUCCCCUGCCUACCUGGACAAGAGGCUGAAGCUGUCACCUGAGUGGGGGCCAGCUGAGGCCCCAGAGUUUCCUGGGGAGGCUCUAUCAGAGGAUGAGUACAAGAUGAGGCUGAGCUCCAUCAUCCGGGAGCUGCUGAGCUCAGAGCAGGCCUUUGUGGGCAAACUGCAGUUCCUGCAGAGCCACCAUAUGCAGUACCUGGACCACUGCCCCCACGUACCGACAGCUGUGGCCAGUCAGAAGGCAGUUAUCUUCCGAAAUGUGCAAGACAUCAGCCACUUUCACAGCAGCUUCUUAAAAGAGCUGCAUAGCUGUGACACGGAUGAUGAUGUGGCCAUGUGCUUCAUCAAGAACCAGGCGGCCUUUGAGAAGUAUCUGGAGUUCCUGGUGGGCCGAGUGCAGGCUGAGUCGGUGAUGGUUAGCACAGCCGUGCAGGAGUUCUACAAGAAGUACACUGAGGAGGUGCUAUCAGCCGAAGACCCCUCACAGCCACCCCCACCACCACUGCAGCACUUCCUGGAGCAGCCAGUGGAGCGGGUCCAGCAGUACCAGGCCCUGCUCAAGGAGCUGAUCCGUAAUAAGGCUCGGAAUGGGCAGAACUGCGCACUGCUAGAGCAGGCCUAUGCGGUGGUGUCGGCCCUGCCACAGCGUGCUGAGAACCAGCUGCACGUGUCACUCAUGGAGAACUACCCGGGCACCCUGGAGGCCCUGGGUGAACCCAUCCGCCAGGGCCACUUCAUUGUGUGGGAAGGGGCACCAGGUGCACGGAUGCCAUGGAAGGGCCACCACCGGCAUGUCUUCCUGUUCCGCCACCACCUGGUGGUCUGCAAACCCAGGAGGGACUCGCGCACUGACACCUUCAGCUACGUCUUCCGGAACAUGAUGAAGCUGAGCAGCAUUGACGUGAACGACCAGGUGGAAGGUGAUGACCGUGCCUUCGAGGUUUGGCAUGAGCGGGAGGACUCGGUACGCAAGUACCUGCUACAGGCGCGGACAGUCAUCACUAAGAGCUCCUGGGUGAAGGAGAUCUGCGGCAUCCAGCAGCGCUUGGCCCUGCCUGUCUGGCGUCCCCCCGAUUUUGAAGAGGAGCUGGCAGACUGCACGGCCAAAUUGGGUGAGACAGUCAAGCUGGCCUGCCGUGUGACGGGCACACCCAAGCCCAUUGUCAGCUGGUACAAAGAUGGGAAGCCAGUGGAGGUGGACCCUCACCAUAUCCUCAUUGAAGAUCCUGAUGGCUCGUGUGCCCUCAUCCUGGACAACCUGACCGGUAUUGACUCCGGUCAGUAUAUGUGCUUUGCAGCCAGUGCUGCUGGCAAUGCCAGCACCCUCGGCAAGAUCCUAGUGCAAGUGCCCCCUCGGUUUGUGAAAAAGGUCCGAGCAGUGCCCUUUGUGGAGGGAGAAGAUGCCCAGAUCACCUGCACCAUUGAAGGUGCCCCAUACCCUCGGAUCAGGUGGUACAAGGAUGGAACCCUGUUGACCUCUGGGGGAAAAUACCAGAUCCUGAGUGAGCCCCGCAGUGGCCUACUGGUGCUGGAGAUUCAGGCAGCUGGCAAGGAGGACCUAGGCUUCUAUGAGUGUGAGUUGGUGAACUGGCUGGGCUCAAAGCGGGGUGGUGCAGAACUGUUCAUGCAGAGCCCAGCACUGCAGGCUCGACAACAGCACCGCAAGGAGCAGCUUGCUGCUGUGGAAGAGACUGCCCUGGGGCAAGUGGAUCAAGCAUUCACAUCCACCCAGAGGACACUGUUGUACCCUGAAGCUCUGGGACCCUCUAUAGGUGACCAUACUAACCUGGGCCCCGGACCUGGGGGGCCACCUGGACUCCAGGAGGCUGGCCUGAAACCCCCGGGUGUGGAGGCUGCAGAUGCAUCUGGCGAGCCCCAGAAGGUGCCCCAAGCUCUCUCCCAUAAGGGCCUGGAGCAGGACACACAGACACAUGCUGAGGCCCAGGAACGCAUUGUGCCCAUCCGGAUGGAGGGUGCUGCCUGGCCCGAGGCAGGUGCAACAGAGCUCUGGGACAUCCACAGCCAUGUGUUCACAGAGACCACUCACAGUACAUAUGUGUACCAGGCCAGCGACAUGGGUGCCACAAGGCCCCCAUCCAUGCAGGUCACCAUUGAGGAUGUGCAGGCCCAGAGGGGUGGCAUGGCACAGUUCCAAGCAGUCAUUGAGGGCAACCCGCAACCCACAGUGACUUGGUACAAGGAUGGCACCCAGCUGGUGGACGGACCCCAGCUCAGCCAGCAGCAGGAAGGGACCACAUACUCCCUGGUGCUAAGGGAUGUGGCUCAGCGUGAUGCUGGUGUCUACACAUGCCUGGCCAAAAAUGCUGGUGGUCAGGUGCUAUGCAAGGCAGAGCUGCUGGUUCAUGGGGGGGACAGUGAGCAAAGCUCUAGGAGGAAACUACACUCCUUCUAUGAAGUCAAGGAAGAAAUUGGAAGGGGUGUGUUCGGCUUCGUGAAGAGGGUGCAGCACAAGGGCAACCAGAUGUCCUGCGCAGCCAAGUUCAUUCCCCUGAGGAGCAAGACACGCACCCAGGCUUAUCGGGAGCGAGACAUCCUGGCAGAGCUAAGCCACCCACUGGUCACCACGCUGCUGGAUCAGUUUGAGACCCGCAAGACCCUGAUACUAGUCAUGGAGCUGUGCUCGUCAGAGGAGCUGCUGGACCGCCUGUUCAAGAAGAGUGUAGUGACAGAGGCCGAGGUCAAGGUCUACAUCCAGCAGCUGGUGGAGGGGCUGCACUACCUGCACAGCCAUGGCGUCCUCCACCUGGACAUAAAGCCCCCCAACAUCCUGAUGGUGCAUCCUGCUCGGGAAGACAUUAAAAUCUGCGAUUUUGGCUUUGCCCAAAAAAUCACCCCAGCAGAGCCACAGUACAGCCAGUAUGGCUCCCCUGAGUUUGUGGCCCCUGAGAUCAUCAAGCAGACCCCAGUGAGCGAGGCCUCUGACAUCUGGGCCAUGGGGGUCAUCUCUUACCUCAGCCUGACCUGCUCAUCCCCAUUUGCUGGUGAGAGUGACCGAGCAACCCUCCUGAAUGUCCUGGAAGGGCGAGUGUCCUGGAGCAGCCCCAUGGCUGCCCACCUCAGUGAGGAUGCCCAGGACUUUAUCAAGGCUACUCUGCAGAGGGCUGUGGAGGCCCGGCCCAGUGCUGCUAAGUGCCUUGCCCACCCUUGGUUCCAGAAGUCUGUGCCUGCAGAGGAGGCCCACUUCAUCAACACCAAGCAGCUGAAGUUCCUCCUGGCCCGCAGCCGCUGGCAGCGUUCCCUGAUGAGCUACAAGUCCAUCCUGGUGAUGCGCUCCAUCCCAGAACUGCUCCAGGGCCCACCUGACAGCCCAUCCCUCGGGGUGGCCCGGCACCUGCAUGGCGACGUCAGCGCCUCCUCCAGCAGCUCUUCCUCCUCCGACAACGAGCUGGCACUGUUCGCCCGGGCAAAGUCACUGCCACCCUCCCCAGUGACCCACUCACCGCUGCUGCAUCCCCGGGGCUUCUUGCGGCCUUCAGCCAGCCUGCCUGAGGAGGCUGAGGCCUGCCCACCCACUGCAGCUGCACCUCUGCCUGCAUUGCCCCAGGGUGCACAGCCACCAGCUGCCCCAGGCUGUGUGCCCCGGCAGAGUGUUAUCCGUAGCCUGUUCUACCAGCAGGUGGGCGAAGGCCCAGAGCUUGGGGGCCCGGUGUCAGUAAGCAGGCGGCACCCUGCUCGGCGGCGGCAUCUGCUUAAGGGUGGCUACUUCUCGAGUGCCCUGCCUGGCCUUCGAGAGCCCCUGUUGGAGCACCGUGCACUGGAGGAGGAGGCUGCCAGGGAGGAGCAGGCUGACUUGAUGACCAGAGCACCCUCCUUUGAGACCACCCUGCAGAUGCCCGGCACAGGCACCCAUGGGGCCUCUGGCCACAGCCGCUCCCUGGAUCUUGACUGGCCAAACACUUCCAGCUCCUCUGCCCAGGCCUGCAGCAAGGGGCAGUGUCCAGCUCUGACCCCCUUGAGCCUUCAGGGGGCCCAAAGAGAGAGAAUGCCUGGUGGGGAUGCACAUGCCAGGGAGAUGGAGCAUCCGGAGGGGUCCUUGCAGGGCCUGAGACUGUUCCCAUUGACUGGUGGUGAUGGGUGCUCCACUCAGCAAAAGGGGUCAUUCCAGGACAGCUAUGGAGGGCAGGGCGUCCCUGUCUUUCAACCCCAGUGGAGUUCUACCCCCCAGGAAGGCUGUGGCCCCCCUGCGGCUGUUGCCCCACAACCUCCUGGCUCCUUUCCUCCAGGGCACUGCACAGAGGCCCAGUUGACACUCCCGAGCCCUUUCUUUUCAGGAGAGCCGCAGGCCCCACUCUCCACAGCCCAAGCAAGCUCCCAGGCAGACUCUAAGAGUGGGCUGAAGGACAUCCCUCUCCCUGGGAGGCCUGAUGCCCCCAGCACCCCAGGGCCAGCCCCCCAAAUGGGCAGGGAGCCCAGCCCCUCCCUGGAUGCUGAAGGCCUGACCCAGGAGACGGAAGACCUGUCUCAGUCUUCACCUGGUCCACAGCGGCCUCAGGAACAGGCGACCACACGGAAGUUCUCCUUGGGAUACCGUGGGGGCUAUGCAGGGGUGGCGGGCUACGGCACCUUUGCCUUUGGUGGGGAUGCUGGCGGCAUGCUGGGGCAGGGACCUCUGUGGGCCAAGAUGGCCUGGGCCACCUCUCAGUCCUCAGAGGAGCAGGAGGACCAAGGGGCCCAGAGCCCACCACCCCAGGCCAGCACAGUGCCCCUACCUGAGGGUGGCAGGGCCCCUCUGAGGGGCUCCCAGGAAUUGAGCUCAUGGGAGGACUUAAGUGGAGGCUCCCAGGUGUCGCUUGUACAGAUCCGGGACCUGUCCAUGGACCCGGAAGCAGCUGACACUGUAUCCCUGGAUAUCUCAGAGGUGGAUCCUGCCUACCUCAACCUGUCUGACCUGUAUGACAUCAAAUAUCUCCCAUUUGAAUUCAUGAUCUUCAGGAAGGUCCCCAAGCCUGUGGAGCCAGAGUUGCCACCCUCCCCUGCAUCUGAGGCUGAGGAGGAUCUGGCUAAGCUCCCAGAGGCCGCGUGGCCCUGGCCAGGCAUGCAGGUUCCGCCAGCCAGCCUAGAGAUCACAGAGGAGCCAGAGGACAUGGAGGCCCUGCUCGGGGAGGCUGCUGGUGGCAGGAAGCGCAAGUGGUCACCCCCUUCCAGCAGCCUUUUCCACUUCCCAGGGAGGCACUCGCUGCUGGAGGAGCCGGUAGAGCUGGGUCUGCGCCAGAGGGUGAGGGCCUCGGUGGCCCACAUCUCCCGCCUCCUGAGGGGCAGGACUGAAGGUCCAGAGAAGGAGAGCCCCCCAAGGAAGAAGGCAGGCCUAACUUCUUUCCGGCUAUCAGGCCUGAAAAGCAAGGACCGAGCUCCAUCAUUCCUAAGGGAGCUCUCAGAUGAGAUGGUGGUCCUGGGCCAAUCUGUGACUCUGGCCUGCCAGGUAUCAGCCCAGCCAGCUGCGCAGGCCACCUGGAGUAAAGAUGGGACUCCUCUUGAGAGCAGCAGUCGCCUGCUCAUCUCUUCCACGCUCAAGAACUUCCAGCUUCUGACUCUCCUGGUGGUGACUGCAGAGGACCUGGGCGUGUACACCUGCAGUGUGAGCAACGCACUGGGGACAGCGGCCACCACAGCCAUCCUCCAGAAGGCAGAGCGUCCCUCCUUCUCCCCACGCCCGGACAUUGGUGAAGUCUAUGCUGAUGGGGUGCUGCUGGUCUGGAAGCCUGUGGAGUCAUGUGGCCCUGUGACCUAUAUUGUGCAGUGCAGCCUGGAAGGCGGCAGCUGGAGCACAUUGGCCUUGGACAUCUUUGACUGCUGCUACCUCACUGGCAAGCUUUCUCGGGGUGGGGUAUACACCUUCCGGACGGCCUGUGUCAGCAAGGCGGGCAUAGGCCCCUACAGCAGCCCCUCGGAGCAGAUCCUCUUGGGAGGACCCAGGCACCUGGCCUCUGAAGAGGAGAGUGGUGCCUCAGGACCGGCCCAGCCCCUCCCCAGCAUGCAGACCUUUGCCUUCCAGACACAAAUCAGAAGGGGCCGCUUCAGUGUGGUGAGGCAGUGCCAGGAGAAGGCCAGUGGGCGCGUGCUGGCUGCCAAGAUCGUGCCCUACCACACUGAGAACAGGACUGCCGUGCUUCAAGAAUAUGAGGCCCUCAAGGGCUUGCGCCACCCUCACCUGGCACAGUUGCAGGCUGCCUACCUCAGCCCCCGGCACCUGGUCCUCAUCUUGGAGUUGUGCUCUGGGCCUGAGCUGCUCCCCUGCCUGGCCGAGAGGGCCUCCUACUCAGAGACAGAGGUGAAGGACUAUCUAUGGCAGAUGCUGAGUGCCACUCAGUACCUGCACGCCCAGCGUAUCCUGCAUCUAGACCUCAGGUCCGAGAACAUGAUUGUCACUGAGUACAACCUGCUCAAGGUCAUCGACUUGGGAAAUGCCCGGAGUUUCACCCAGGAGAGUGUCCUGCCCUCAGAGCAGUUCAAGGACUAUGUGGAGACUAUGGCUCCAGAGCUCCUAGAGGGCCAGGGUGCUGUCCCACAGACUGAUAUCUGGGCCAUAGGUGUCACUGCCUUCAUCAUGCUGAGUGCUGAGUACCCAGUGAGCAGCGAGGGGACGAGAGACUUGCAGAAAGGCCUGCGCAAGGGGCUCAUCCAGCUGAGCCGCUGCUACGCGGGGCUCUCCGGGGGUGCCGUGGCCUUCCUCCGCAGCACCCUGUGUGCACACCCCUGGGGCCGACCAUGUGCGUCCAACUGUCUGCAGUGCCCGUGGCUGACAGAGGAGGGCCUAGCCAGCUCCCACCCAACGACUGUGACCUUUCCCACAGCACGUCUGCGCGCCUUUGUGCAAGAGCGUGAGAAGAGGCGGGCACUGCUGUACAAAAAGCACAACCUGACCCAAGUGCGCUGAACUCCUGGCACUCCUGGGACAUAUCUCUUAGUCUUCCAGACCUUGCUGCAUAUGCACAAACAUGUCAAUAAAAAGCAGAACCGAA
Molecule: messenger RNA, 27535 nt
Organism: Phacochoerus africanus (Common warthog)
Lineage: Eukaryota; Metazoa; Chordata; Mammalia; Artiodactyla; Suidae
Gene: OBSCN
Product: obscurin, cytoskeletal calmodulin and titin-interacting RhoGEF
Biological process (GO): protein phosphorylation
Molecular function (GO): protein kinase activity; protein binding; ATP binding
Source: RefSeq, a predicted model, not a curated record